Geodia barretti is the source of this 1530-nucleotide messenger RNA. The record is from the annotation of a GenBank genome assembly. Lineage: Eukaryota; Metazoa; Porifera; Demospongiae; Tetractinellida; Geodiidae.
AUGAAGGGUCUUGUGGUAGCAUUACUGAUUUUGGUAGUUGCUAUUUCAACCAGUGUUGCAUUGGAUGUUGGCCAACUUCUGAGUGAUUUUGAGGCCAAGCGCUAUCCAAAAGAUGUGAACAGAAAUAUUCUAAUGAAAGAAUUGUUCGUUCAAAUGCUAUCUCCUGAUCAGAAGGUGACCGACUGUGUAUACCGUAUUGCUGAACAUGGUCUCGGGAGCUCUAUGGUAGAAUGUGAAUCUGUCCUUGAACAUGCUAUUGGAUACUGCAAUCAGCUGCUGAUGAGUGAUGUCAGUGAGAGGAGACAGAGAGAGGACCAGGCAUGUCACCAGAUGCUAGCUGCUGUCAAGAUUGAAAGAGACAUGUGUAGUCUGGGGGGAAGCAACCCAAACUGUGGGAGUGCAGCAUCCAUUAUUCAAGUAAGACCACAAAAGAGACCAAGAGAAGAAGAUACGUGCAAUGCGGGGGAAUUGUAUGGACAGACUCCAGGAAACUCUUCAGAGCUGCAAUGCAUAAAGGAUUACCGAGAUAAACGAUCUAACACCACAAUGUUACCCCUUCGCUUGUUUACUAUAACGAAUACCCAAGUCUCGAAUAAACCACCCGAUGGCAACCCCCUUGUUGAGGUGUUCACUCUACCAAUAGGUCAAGGUGACUGCAACGUUAUCAAAUGCAAUGGAGGGAAAAAUGCCAUUGUUUUCGAUUGCGGUAGUCUUGGGGGAAAUGUUUUGAUCAAAGAGAACAAAUUUCAGAAUAUUAUGUCUUCUCUACUUUCUGGUGCCACAGAUUUACAAAUUCUAAUAUCGCAUGCUGACAGGGACCACAUGAGCUUGAUUACCACUGUUAGAGAGAAUUUUACGGGAAAUGUAGAAAUUAUAGUUGGCGGCAAACUAUCAGAUUACGACCCUCCGAUAGCAAAUGCCAAAGUGGUUGCAGACAAUAGUAAAGAAAUGAAGGAGCAUUACUUUUGUAACAAUCAAGAUAUAACUUUCACCUUGCUCCAGGGAAAUCUUACAUCACGCAAUAAGAAUGAGGGAGGAAUGCUCAUGAAACUAUCUUGUAAAACGUGCAAAUCAUCACUUCUCUUCACUGCUGACAUGGAGGGACCCACUGCAAAAGCUCUAGCUGUAUCACACAAAGAUUUUCUCAGUACCUCUCAUUACAAGAUGGCCCAUCACGGGGCAAGUGACAAGGCAAAUCCUAAGGAAUGGCUUGAAGCAAUAGGUCCGGUGGAGGUACAUGUGAGUCACAUGUACAACCACGGUUCAUUCCACCACCCACGUUGUGAGGCUUUCAAAAGACUAAUGGCGGUUGACAGUGUCGGAAUGGCUAGUGGAGCUAUUGGUGCAGAGCCACAUGAUCUGGCAUGUUUCGGAGAAAAUUAUGAAGGCUUUAAGGCUUACGAUCAAUGCGUAUAUCACCGUAUUUUCAGCACUGCACCACGCAAGAAUAAGAUAUGCCUGAUUGUGCUGUCAUUCAAGGCUAUGGAGGAAGCAACUACUCAGUACUACUGCCGGGAACAUAACCAAUAA